Molecule: messenger RNA, 1041 nt
Organism: Lineus longissimus
Lineage: Eukaryota; Metazoa; Nemertea; Pilidiophora; Heteronemertea; Lineidae
Exons: 1
Coding region: 1-1041 (346 amino acids)
Biological process (GO): DNA integration
Molecular function (GO): nucleic acid binding
Source: RefSeq, a predicted model, not a curated record
AUGGGUCAACAAAUUGAGGAUACCGUAUCACGCUGUACCGCCUGCCAGACAGCGAGGAAAUCCCAACCGGCUGAACCUAUGAUACCACAUGACAUUCCAGACCUCCCGUGGAGUAAAGUCGCAACUGAUAUGUUUGAAUAUCGGAGCAAGGAAUAUUUGCUGACUGUGGAUUACUUCUCCAAGUUUCCGGAAGUGUGCAUUCUUCCCACGCUGACAAGCCAGUCUGUUAUUACGGCUCUCAAAGCAUCGUUCAGCAGAUUUGGCAUCCCUAAUGACGUCAUCAGCGAUAAUGGGCCUCAAUUUUCAAGCCGCGAGUUCUCCGAUUUCUCCAAGGCCUGGGGAUUCCGCCAUACCACCAGCAGCCCUGGUUACCCCCAGUCUAAUGGACAGGUUGAACGCGCUAUUCAGUCAAUAAAGGACAUCUUCAAGAAAUGCGAACAAUCAUGCGAUGAUCCCAGCAUAGCGUUACUUAAUUUCCGCAACACACCACUCGACGGGGUUGGACAAUCUCCGGCGCAACUGUUAAUGUCACGCCGAUUGAAUUCGAAAUUGCCAAUUCUCCCCAAUCUCUUGAAACCAAAAGUGGUAGAUAACGCUCAUGAGAAGCUCACAGACCGUCAAAACCGCCAGAAACAGUAUUAUGACAAGCGUGUUAGUAAUAGCACAAAUGCUGACAUCCAUCCUGGAGAUGCAGUUCGUUUCAGGACCUUGAGAGGACAGUGGAAAUAUGGGACGGUGCAAGACAAACUGCCUGAUGUGCCGAGGAGCUAUAACAUUCAAACCCCCGAGGGUAAAUCGUUCAGACGUAACCGCCGUCACAUGUUUCAAACCCGCGAAAAUAACAUUCCCAACGAAGGGACUCGCCCACGUGUAAUGUAUACGUCUGGGGACCCGCCUCAUGCGCCUGCGAAUGAUCACACUGAUGUCAACGUGGCCCCACAGGCUGCAGUUGCUGAGCCCAUUCCAACCAUAAACAACACCCCGGGAUAUGUUACAAGGAGUGGGCGAACAAGCAAGCCACCUGAUAAACUAGAUCUCUAG